AUGCCCGUCGACCCCAAACUUCACAUCGACGACUCCAUCCCCUGGAGCGAGCCCGCCUGGCUCCGCGGCGUCCACUCCCCAUACUACACCUCCACGCAUCGCGACCUCCAGCGCACCAUCAGGAAAUACGUCGACACGCACCUCCUCCCCUCAGCACUCGACUGGGAAGAGAAAGGCGAUGUCCCACCCGAAGAAGCAGACCGCUUCUGCAAGUCAGGCAUCCCUUUUGCCGACGUCCCAGCUCCGUAUCGCCCCGCAAACAUCCCCAACAUAGCUGGCAUUCCGCACGGCGACCUCGAUGCCUUCCACUUCCUCAUCAUGAGUGACGAAAUGUCCCGCGUAGAAGGCGGCGUGGGCAUCGCCCUCGCCGGUGCUUCAGCAAUCGGUGCUCCUCCCAUCGUCAACUGCGGCACGGAGGAGCAGAAGCGGAAAUGGCUCCCCGGCCUGUUCACCCGCAAGACGAACUUCUCGCUGGGCAUCACAGAGCCAUCUGGCGGGUCGGACGUGGCUCGUAUCAAGGCCACGGCUGAGAAAACACCUGACGGCAAGUACUACAUCGUCAAUGGUGUCAAGAAGUGGAUUACCGGUACGCCAUGGGCAACACACAUGACCACAGCUGUGAGGACAGGCAAAGCAGGCAUGAAGGGCGUCUCAUUGCUCGUCAUCCCGAUGGACUCACCCGGCAUAGUGCACCAGAAGAUCCAGAACUCGGGACAGAACGCGGGCGGCGCCUCGUUUGUCUACCUCGAGAAUGUGAAAGUACCCGUGGAGAAUCUUAUCGGCGAAGAAAACGAAGGCUUCAUGAUCAUCAUGAAGAACUUCAACAAGGAGCGGUUCCUACUAACGGUCGGGUGUAAUCGUAAAGCGAGAUCCUGCCUCGCCAUGUCCUUCCAGUACGCCAUGAAGCGCGAGACGUUUGGGAAGCCCUUGAUUCAGAACCAGGUCAUCCGGAGGAAGUUGUCCGAGCUGGCGCACAGGAUUGAGGCGCACUGGGCGUGGUUGGAGCAGCUGGCCUACCAUAUCAAGUGCUCGGAUCUGGGCUGGGAGGAUCCCCAGAUUGCGAGUAGGGUUGCCUUGUUGAAGGUUCAGGGCGGGCAGUUGAUAGAGUUGGCGGCGAGGGAGGCGGCGCAGAUUUUCGGAGGCGCGGGAUACAUGAAGGGCGGGCCGGGUGCGACUGUUGAGCAGAUUAAUCGGGAUUUGAGGAUGCUGGUCGUUGGUGGUGGAAGUGAGGAGAUUAUUGCGGAUUUGGCGGUACGAUUGGAAUUGGCUAUGAUGGGAGCGGCUAAGCUGUAG
Messenger RNA from Pochonia chlamydosporia 170, 1293 nucleotides. Its product is annotated as acyl-CoA dehydrogenase. Gene Ontology annotation, molecular function: flavin adenine dinucleotide binding; oxidoreductase activity, acting on the CH-CH group of donors. The coding region runs from base 1 to 1293 and encodes 430 amino acids. The record is from RefSeq and is a predicted model, not a curated record. NCBI's taxonomy places the organism in Eukaryota, Fungi, Ascomycota, Sordariomycetes, Hypocreales, Clavicipitaceae. The transcript is spliced from 2 exons.